This is a messenger RNA of Planococcus citri (citrus mealybug), 806 nucleotides long. It is a transcript of the gene Fdx1, whose product is annotated as Ferredoxin 1. Gene Ontology annotation, biological process: positive regulation of oxidoreductase activity; P450-containing electron transport chain. Gene Ontology annotation, cellular component: mitochondrion. Bases 243 to 755 code for a protein of 170 amino acids. NCBI's taxonomy places the organism in Eukaryota, Metazoa, Arthropoda, Insecta, Hemiptera, Pseudococcidae. Gene Ontology annotation, molecular function: 2 iron, 2 sulfur cluster binding. The transcript has a single exon. The record is from RefSeq and is a predicted model, not a curated record.
UGGAAACUGAUAACGAGAGAGAAUGAAUGAUUAAUUUUAUGUUUGCCGAUCGAAUUUGAAGUGAAAUAUUUUUUAUUUUACGUUGGAGUCUUCUAGUUUCAAUGAGAUGCGUUGAAUUUGAAUUUUCUGCAAAAGUCAUUGAUCCGCGAUUUGUUAUAUUCCCCUAAUGGAUGAAUCGUAUAGAAAAAUUUUCGAGAAAAAUGUUCGUAAGUUGACGAAAACUUGAUAUUUUCUUUACCAUUAUGCGAAACUUCAAGUAUUUAAAUAACACGGUGAUUUCGACCAAGAAGCGUAUCAUCUCUCAUUUUCGUCCGGUUGUUACAAAGCGCGAAAAUAUUCAUUGCACGAGCAUUCUGUUCCACGGUGAAUAUGAAUGGAAGGAUCCGAAAAAUGAAAAUGAAAUAGUGAAUGUCACUUUUAUCGAUAAAAAAGACAACCGGUUUCACAUCAAAGGGAAGAUUGGUGACAACUUGUUAUACUUGGCUCACAGAUAUAACAUCGAAAUGGAAGGUGCUUGCGAAGCAUCUUUGGCAUGUACAACUUGUCACUGUUACGUUGACUUUGAAUCGUUGGGUAAAUUACCUGCUGCCGAAGAAAAGGAAGAAGAUCUUCUUGAUAUGGCACCAUUUUUAAAAGAAAAUUCAAGACUAGGGUGUCAAAUAAUUCUAACCAAAGAGUUGGAUGGAAUGGAGAUAUCAUUACCUUUAGCAACACGUAAUUUCUAUGUAGAUGGUCAUAAACCUAAACCUCAUUGAUUUAUCUCGUGUUACUGUAAUAUUGUUGAAAUAAAUGUGCUCUUUGUUUUA